AAAUUUCCUCAGUCGACUCGUCAUCAAAAACCUUUCAAAUUAAAAAAAAUAACAGUAAUUGUUUUUUUAGUUUCAUGAACAGAAAAAUAAUAGUAUCAACAUUUGGUUAAUUGCUCUUAUACUUAUUAUACUUAAUUACGUGUCACAAAUUAAGUGAAUAAAAUGUAAUGCUACUUCAUUAGUUAUGUAUUAGUACGCAGUACUGAACAAAAAACUAGAGAAAAUUAUUAAUCAUGGAUUCAUCAUUUUCGCGAUACCAAAAUCUAGCCGAAAAUGAUCGGAAAAUCAACAAUAUGUUGGCUAACAAACAGGCGCAAGAUUUUGAAAUGAGUAGUGUAUCUGUAGUACCUGAUGAAACAUAUACAGUUGCUCAAGCUGUAGAUGCUUUUGGAUUUGGCAAAUUCCAAGUAAAAUUGUCACUCUUUACUGGACUAUGCUGGAUGGCUGAUAGCAUGGAAAUGACCAUACUUAGUAUACUUGCACCCACGCUACAUUAUGAAUGGCAGAUUACUCGAUAUCAACAAGCAUUGGCCACAACUGUUGUAUUUCUUGGUAUGAUGUUAAGUUCUCCGUUUUGGGGAUCAUUUAGUGACAAGUUUGGCCGAAAACCAGCAUUAACACUAUGUUCAGUUCUAUUGUUUUAUUUUGGAAUUCUUAGUUCUAUGUCGCCAAAUUAUACAUGGUUGUUAAUAUUACGAGGAUUAGUUGGUUUUGCCAUUGGAUGUUCACCUCAGUCUGUUACAUUGUAUGCAGAAUUUCUGCCUUGUAAGCAACGAGCAAAAUGUGUAGUACUGCUUGAUUGCUUUUGGACACUUGGAGCAUGCUUUGAAGUAGUUUUGGCUCUUAUAGUGAUGCCCACAUUAGGAUGGAAAUGGCUUUUGAUAUUAUCUACAGCACCGUUAUUAGGUUUUGCUUGUGUCUGCCCGUGGUUACCUGAAUCAGCUAGGUACUUGGUAGCCAGUGGACAAACAGAUAAAGCAAUAGACGUAUUGAAAAAAGUGGCCUAUGAUAACGAUAAACCUAUGUUGUUGGGCAAGUUGGUCGUCGACGAUGUUGUACUAGAAGAGAAACGAGGUCGUUUUUCUGAUCUAUUGUUGCCACAACUCAGAUUGACUUCAAUUUUACUUUGGUUCAUAUGGUUGGUGUGUGCAUUUUGUUAUUAUGGAAUUGUUUUAAUGUCAACUGAACUUUUUGAAAGUGGCAACAACAAUAAAAUUUGUUUACCGAGUAUGGAAAACGAAAUUUUUAAAACAGUACAAACAUGUACUGCUGAAUCACGUUAUUUAACCACAAGGGAUUACAUUGAUUUAUUGUGGACUACACUAGCUGAAUUUCCUGGAAUAUUUGCAACUAUUUUCAUUAUCGACAGAUUUGGCAGAAAAAUUACAAUGGUAGUACAAUUUUUAAUUUUUGCCAUCAGCUUAAGCUUUCUAUUUCACUGUGCAAAAAAUCGAGCUCUUCUUACUAUUGCACUAUUUUUUGCCAGAGGAAUAAUUGCUGGAGUUUUCCAGGCUGUGUAUGUUUAUACACCUGAGGUAUAUCCAACGCCUUUAAGAUCUAUUGGAGUAGGCACUUGUAGUGCGAUGGCUCGUUUAGGCGCUAUGGUCACACCUUAUAUUGCACAAGUUUUACUUAAGUCGUCUAUUGCUACUUCAAUGGCAAUAUAUAUUUCGGCAGCAUUGUUGGCUGCAUUUGCAAGUUUACUACUACCAAUUGAAACCAAAGGAAGAGAAAUGAAAGAGCAUGUGAGCAAAAACUAACAUUCAUCAUCAGUAUUAAUCGGCGCUCAAUAUGUUCGUCACUAUUAUUUUAACAAUAUCUAUGAACUCUUAAGACUGUUUUUAAUUUAUCGUGCUAAAAAUACUAUAAAGUAGAAGUGGUACGUUUAGCAAUAUUAUUAACAAGGGAAAUAACUAAAAUUGUAUUUUCCAUUUUGUUUUGCAAUAUAUUUCUAUUGAACUUUUGCAGCCAAAGUAUUUUUUUUUUAGUUUAUUUUUUACUUUUAGUAUUUUAUUUUAAGUAACUUAUUUUGUACAA
Molecule: messenger RNA, 2037 nt
Organism: Adelges cooleyi (spruce gall adelgid)
Lineage: Eukaryota; Metazoa; Arthropoda; Insecta; Hemiptera; Adelgidae
Product: synaptic vesicle 2-related protein
Exons: 12
Coding region: 234-1760 (508 amino acids)
Biological process (GO): transmembrane transport
Cellular component (GO): membrane
Molecular function (GO): transmembrane transporter activity
Source: RefSeq, a predicted model, not a curated record